Messenger RNA from Cokeromyces recurvatus, 755 nucleotides. RefSeq names its product vesicle transport protein. Gene Ontology annotation, cellular component: Golgi cis cisterna; COPII-coated ER to Golgi transport vesicle; Golgi membrane. Gene Ontology annotation, biological process: endoplasmic reticulum to Golgi vesicle-mediated transport; retrograde transport, endosome to Golgi. The transcript has 5 exons. Bases 186 to 533 code for a protein of 115 amino acids. The record is from RefSeq and is a predicted model, not a curated record. Lineage: Eukaryota; Fungi; Mucoromycota; Mucoromycetes; Mucorales; Mucoraceae.
UUUUUUUUAUAUUCAUAUUUAUCAAAAAAAUAGUAAUAAGGUAAUAUCGACGUAAAUUUUUCUUUUUUCCAUCUAUUUUUUUUUUCAAUCAAAUUACAAGAAAAAAGGGGGAUGUGGUUAAGUGAUAGUCAAAAUGAAACUUUAUAGAGAUUGGUGUUGGAUUAACAGCAUUUGGAUUAUUUUUUAUGAUGUUGGGUGUUAUGCUAUUGUUUGAUGGUGGAUUAAUGGCAAUAGGCAAUAUCCUUUUUUUAUGUGGAAUCACGACUAUUAUUGGACCUAAAAGUACAUUUAUAUUUUUUUCAAGAAAAGAAAAAUUAAAAGGAACAGUUUGUUUUUUGGGUGGUAUUUUCUUGGUAAUUUCUAAAUACCCAAUUUUGGGAUUUAUUGUAGAAAUCUUUGGUUUUUUGAAUUUAUUUGGCGAUUUUUUUCCUGUCGUGUUUGGUUUCUUGAAACGACUUCCUAUCAUUGGUCCUAUUUUAUCUCAUCCUAUACUUCAAAAAUUUGUUCCCAGAGAAAGUCGUACUCGAGUAUAAAUUUAAACAAUAAAAUCAUUUCAUAUUUCACAUGUUGUGUAUAUCAGAUUUGAUGAAGAAUGUGUAGUGUAUUUUAUUACCCCUUGAGUGCAUCAGGUAUUAUUAUUUUUUAUUUUUAGUCGUUACCCCUUUUUUAUUUUUUAUUUUUUUUUUUAUGUGUGUAUCUUUUUGAUUGCGCCCUCUCCACACCCCCCUUUCUUCCAUUAUAAACUCCUAAAAUAC